AUGAACGCUCUCAAGCUGCAGAAGCGGUUUCCGCAGCUGGACCAGGGCGAGAUUUUCGCUCUCCAGGAUGCAUUCCUGAAACUUGAUGUGGAUGAUCGUGGCUACCUCGAUGAAGCGUCCGUGAUCAAAGCGACUCAACAGUCAGAGCGACAGCCGUAUGAUGUCGUACGGCAGACUUUGAAGGGUGUGGACCUCGACAGCUCCCGGCGUGUCGAGCUCGAGGACUAUAUCGAUCUGGUGUCGCGACUUCGGUCAGGACCUGCUCCCGGUGCCCAGGGUGGCUCCAGCCCCGCGGCUGUGAUCCAAGGAGCCCAGGCUGGAGCCGGAGCCGGCGCUGGCGGAUCUCGGCAUGUAUCCAAGGGUAGCGUUGGAGGCAAGAUUCACGUCCAAGGAUCAUCCGCGAAUGUUACGCACACGAUUAACGAAGAUGAGCGAACCGAAUUCACGAGACAUAUCAAUGCCGUUCUGGCCGGCGAUCCGGACAUUGGAAACCUCUUGCCCUUCCCCACCGACACGUUCGAGAUGUUCGACAAGUGCAAGGACGGUCUGGUCCUCGCCAAGUUGAUCAACGAUAGUGUGCCGGAUACUAUCGAUGAACGUGUUCUCAACAAAGCCGGGAAGAAGAUUAAACAGUUGAAUGCUUUCCACAUGACCGAAAAUAAUAACAUCGUCAUUAACUCGGCCAAGGGCAUUGGCUGCUCCGUCGUCAACAUUGGAAGUGGUGACAUUAUCGAGGUUCGCGAGCACCUCAUCUUAGGCCUGAUCUGGCAGAUCAUUCGUCGUGGUCUGCUGGGCAAGAUUGAUAUCAAGCUGCAUCCCGAGCUUUAUCGACUCUUGGAAGAAGACGAGACUCUGGAGCAGUUCCUGCGCUUGCCCCCGGAGCAAAUUCUGCUACGUUGGUUCAACUACCACCUCAAAAACGCGAAAUGGGAUAAACGGGUGACCAACUUCUCCACGGAUGUGAAGGAUGGUGAAAACUACACGGUCCUUUUGAACCAGCUGGCACCUGAUGUCUGCUCCCGUGGACCUCUCCAGACUACAGACUUGCUCCAGCGCGCAGAGGAGGUUCUCACCAACGCAGAGAAGCUGGACUGCCGCAAAUUUUUGACCCCUACCUCCCUGGUCGCUGGAAACCCGAAGCUCAAUCUUGCCUUUGUUGCCAAUUUGUUCAAUACUCACCCCGGACUUGAUCCUAUCACCGAAGAGGAGAAACUCGAGGUUGAGGACUUUGACGCCGAAGGUGAGCGCGAGGCAAGAGUCUUCACUCUCUGGCUCAACUCGUUGGAUGUGCAGCCUGCGGUCAACUCGCUGUUUGACGACCUGCGUGAUGGAAACAUUUUGUUACAGGCCUACGAUAAGGUCAUUCCGGGCAGCGUCAACUGGAGACACGUCAACAAACGUCCGGCUUCGGGUGCCGAGCUGAUGCGAUUCAAGGCGGUGGAAAACACAAAUUAUUCCAUCGAGCUUGGAAAGCACCACGGAUUUUCUCUGGUUGGAGUGCAGGGUGCCGAUAUCACGGACGGUCAGCGGACCCUGACCCUCGGUUUGGUGUGGCAAUUGAUGCGCCGGGAUAUCACCAGAACCUUGUCUGCUCUCGCUCAGCGACUGGGUAAGCGCGAGAUCACUGAUGCGGAGAUGAUUCGAUGGGCGAAUGACAUGUCCAAGAGUGGCGGUCAGUCCUCUACAAUCCGGAGCUUCAAGGACCCAUCCAUUGGAACUGGCCUGUUCCUCCUGGAUGUGCUCAACGGCAUGAAGAGCAGCUACGUAGACUACGAUUUGGUCACCCCUGGCCGCUCAGACGAGGAGGCAUAUGCCAACGCCAAGCUGAGCAUCAGUAUUGCCAGAAAGAUGGGUGCCACUAUCUGGCUGGUACCCGAGGAUAUCUGCCAAGUGCGCUCUCGCCUGGUCACCACCUUCAUCGGCUCCCUCAUGGCCACGCACGAGAAGAUGUGA
Messenger RNA from Penicillium maclennaniae, 1953 nucleotides. It is a transcript of the gene sac6, whose product is annotated as fimbrin. The coding region runs from base 1 to 1953 and encodes 650 amino acids. The transcript has 5 exons. The record is from RefSeq and is a predicted model, not a curated record. Gene Ontology annotation, biological process: actin filament bundle assembly; actin filament network formation. Lineage: Eukaryota; Fungi; Ascomycota; Eurotiomycetes; Eurotiales; Aspergillaceae. Gene Ontology annotation, cellular component: actin filament; actin filament bundle; cytoplasm. Gene Ontology annotation, molecular function: actin filament binding.